Haplochromis burtoni (Burton's mouthbrooder) is the source of this 3968-nucleotide messenger RNA. Its product is annotated as zinc finger protein 37 homolog. The coding region runs from base 325 to 1581 and encodes 418 amino acids. Gene Ontology annotation, cellular component: nucleus. The record is from RefSeq and is a predicted model, not a curated record. The transcript has 4 exons. Lineage: Eukaryota; Metazoa; Chordata; Actinopteri; Cichliformes; Cichlidae.
CAGCAGAGGAGGGGGGAGGGCCCACGAGAGGUUUGACCGGCAGGUCUGCGAAGGGACCGGAAACAGCAGAGCGACGUGACGUUUCAGGAAGUGAAAUAAGAACAGAAGUCGAUGGCGGGAGAAAGAGCGGGGGUGAAAAAAAGGUCAAACAAGAGGGGAAAAUACAAAAAACAAAAACCCAGUGAAAGUAAAUCUGUAAUGUGGAUGAAACGGACAGUGAGCGCAGUGUAACCGUGACAACGAGACACGAGGACGGAUUUAAGUCGAGGUUAAAAAACUGUCUCCAGAAGAAAAAGUCUUCGGCUCGCCCCAGCCUCAGCAGCGAUGAGUUCAGCUCAGUAUCUGAGAGAGUUCAUCAAGGAGAGACUAACUGCUGUUUGUGAAGAAAUCUUCUCAGAGGUUCAAAAAACCAUCGUCCAGUAUGAGGAGGAGAUCAACCGUCAGCACAGACUGCUGGAUAUCAGCCGGAAACCCGACAGAAACUCACACAUCAUAGAGGAGAGUCUGGGUGAGCAGCAGGUCUGUAAUCAGGAGACGAACUCCAGUCUGGACCAGGAGGACCCAGAGCCUCCACAGAUUAAAGAGGAACAGGAGGAACUGUGCAGCAGUCAGGAGGGAGAGCAGCUUGGACGGAAGCAGGAGGCUGAAGACAUUAUUGUCUGGAUUGAUGAAGAGCAGCUCAGGCUGCUGGAGAUGGUCUGGAAACCUGAGAUGCAGUCACACAGAAUAGACCUUCACCAGCAGAGUGUCCAUGAUGAGGAGAUGGUCACCAGAGAGAAGCAGGUCUGUAAUAAAGAAAGGAACUCCAGUCUGGACCAGGAGGACCCAGAGCCUCCACAGAUUAAAGAGGAACAGGAGGAACUGUGCAGCAGUCAGGAGGGAGAGCAGCUUGGACUGAAGCAGGAGGCUGAUACUUUCAUGGAGACUCCGACUUAUGGGGAAAGUGACUACAGUGAACCAGAACCAAACAGUGAGCAGUUCAUUUCUCACAUCUCUCCUGAAGCAGAGAGCCGAGAUCAUGACGAAAGCCAGCGUGUGGACUCAGGAUCAGCUAGAAAUGCAGAGCUGAAAAAGAAUAGAUAUGACAGAAAGAGAAGUCACAGUCAGAGAGUAAACAACACUUCUGUGUCAGAGAGUCAGAGUAAACCUCAGAACAGGCAUAAGCAUCUGAUAUGUGACAUAUGUGGAAAGCUUUGUCAAAAGAAAUCCAAAUUGAUUAGACAUCAGAGAAGUCACACAGGUGAGAGACCACAUUCCUGUAACACCUGUGGGAAAAGAUUCUUUCAGAAAUCACAUUUGAGUGAUCAUGUAAAAAUUCACUCAGAUGAGAAGCCACAUCUUUGCAGGACCUGUGGAAAAAGAUUCAAACUAAACUCUUCAUUGCAACGUCAUGUAAGAAUUCACACAGGUGAGAAACCACAUCUUUGCAGGACCUGUGGAAAAAGAUUCAAACUAAACUCUUCAUUGCAACGUCAUGUAAGAAUUCACACAGGUGAGAAACCGUAUUCCUGUAGCAGCUGUGGGAAAAGAUAUAGGCGGCUUGACCAUGUAAAGAUUCACAUGAAAAUUCAUGCUGUUUAAAGUGUCUUCCUCAGAAAAUGGGUUGUGAUUCGUCAUACUUCUUUUUGACAGAUGGAGGUUCUGCUGUUUUUUUUUUUUGUUUUGUUUUUUUUUUUGUUAUGCACUGAAACUGAAAACUCAGAAUUGCUGAUGUCAAAAUUAAUCAGCUCUUGAAUAUGCUUCCCAGAAUAGGGCAGUUUAUUACCUCAUUAUUAUAUAGUCAGGGAAAAAAACCUUUUGAACCUCUGCUGAAAUCUUUAGUCUGCCCACUAACAAAGGAAUUAUCAGUCUAUAAAUUUAAUGGUAGGUUUAUUUGAACAGUGAUAGAACAACAACACCGAAAAAUGCAAAAAAAGUUAUAGAUCAAUUUGCACGUUAUUUAAUGAAAUAAAUAUUUGGUCCCUUUGCAAAACUUUUGAAACCUUUGCUUGGUGGCAAAACCUUUGUUUCCAAUCACAGAGGUCUGAUGUGUCUUGUAGUUGUCUACGAGUUUUGCACAUAUCUCAGUGGGGAUUUUGUCUCACUCCUCGUUGCAGAUCCUCCGAGUAAUUAAUGUUUCAUGGCAUCUCGAACCUUCAGCUCCUUCCACAGAUUUUUCUAUGGGAUUAAGGUCGCUGAGCCAAUCCUUUGUAACCUUGACCAUGUGUUUUGGAUCACUGUCAUGCUGGAAUACCCACUAACGACCAUUCUCAAUGCCCUGGCUGAGAGAAGGAGGUUCUCAACCAAGAUUUGACAGUACAUGGCCCCUUCCAUCCUCUCUUCAAUGCGGUGCAGUUGUCCUGUCCCCCUGGCAGAAAAACACCCCCAAAGCACAAUGUUUCCACCUCAAUGUUUAACAUUGGGGACGGUGUUCUUGGAGUCAUAGGCCAUAUAGUUUUAGGCCGUAUGUUAUAAGUAUGUUGUUUUAUGUUUUUAUUGCCUGUUUCUAUUGUAAAGGACUUUGUAGUUUUUCACCUGCGAAAGGUAAUGUAUAAAUAAAGUUUGUUUACUUACCUUGUUUCUGAUGUUGUUUUAUAUACUGUAAAUGCAGAAAUUGAUGUUUUGACCCUUUUGGAUAAACAUGCCUCAUUCCAUAUCGUUGUUCUAGUUUACCUUUCUUCUUUUUUGUUUGGAAAACAAACAUGGCCCUAUAGAGAAUGAUACUAGGAUUCACUGAUCAGAAUAUGGUCUUCCAGUAGAAAUGACUACAUAGACACACUAACACUUACAAAGUCUCAAAGUAUAUAUUUCAGUUUCAAUUUUAUUUCUAUAGCACAUUUAACAUCAAAUUGCUUCACACAAUUGCUGUGUUGCAGGAUUACAACAAUAGAAGAACAAAGAAAAUACAGUUAUCAUUACAAAAUUGUUAGAGGUAAGUGGCGGGCACAAGCGUGAACUGGGUGGAAGUUAAAGUCUAAUUUGUUUCGACGCACAGACAUCAAUCAGCAGGCUAUUCCAAAGUUUAGCUGCAGCAACAGCACAAUCCUCCCUAGUCUUCUGUCGGGACAUUGGUUGCUGUAAGAGCGAUUGAUUAGAGGAUCUAAGUGCUCUCUUAGGGGUAUAUAGGUCAAGGAGGUCAAUCAAGUAGCUGGGUGCCAAGUUAUUUAAAAUUUUAAAAGUGUACAAAAGGAUUUUAAAAACGAUACGUUAUUUGACGGGGAGCCAUUGAAGGUUGGCUAAGACAGGUGUAAUAUGAUAAUGUCUUCUGGUGCCGCUUAAAAGAUGUGCUGCGGCAUUCUGGACUAGUUGCAGGCGUAGGAUGAGGGAAAGUUGGAGGCCUAGAUGAAGACAAUGUUCAGAUUUUCACUGGGAGUGAGCGAGUACAUCAGAGAGAGAGAGAGAGUGAGUAACGUCUUAAAUGAUUAGACUAAUUUCCAAAGAAUCAGUGAUACCUCAUUUUGAAAAUAAAGCCUCAUCCCUUCAUCAUUGUGCCAAAGUUCAGAAGUUUUUACUGCACAGUUGUUGAGGACGAAAGAAGAGGAGGAGGACAAAAAGUAGAAAUGUGACAAAGAAGCUGACUUUGCUGCUCGGCCUGUUAAGUAUAGAAGGAUACGGGAUACUACUGCAUCACGGUAUGGUACGGCAGCUGCACCAAAGCAGAUAGAGUGAGGCUUCAGAGUGUGGUCAAGACUGCAUAAAAGAUCAUCGGCUGCCCUCUCCCGUCCCUGAUGGACAUCUAUUCCUCCCGCUGCCUCACCAGAGCAGCAAACAUUAGCAAGGACAGCUUCAACAUGUUCAGCCUGCUUCCCUCAGGGAAGCGCUACAGGUGCAUCAACACAAAAACCCACAGACUCAAAAACAGUUUCUUCCCCAAAGCGAUAACCACCCUGAACUCACACAUGCACAGAUAACACAGCCCCCCCACUUCCCACUUCCUCUAUGGACCACCACUGUGCAAUACCAAUUCUAUGUGCAAUAACUCAACUGUA